UACAGGACCAUAGCGGCUUGGUGGAUUGCGACUGUCAUUAUCCAUCGACUGCACCCGCAUCAAGAACCACUACCAAUCCAACGAUCUUUACGUAGGAUCUUAAAAUGGCCAGGAGAAACUCAUUCGACGAGGCAUCCGUUGCCUUCCGACAACAUCUUCAUGAUCUGAGUACACCUCGUUUCACUACGGCUGCUAAGCAGACAAUCUACGAAUAUGCAAAAGACAUGCAGGACAACCGGAGACCGCCAUGGCUAUACGAUCUGACCAAGGUCUGGGAAACACUACUUGCUGAGCCAUACAAAGGAGUGACCAACGACGGGAAGAUGAGAGAUGGCUUAUUCGAUGCGAAAGAUGAGGGCUUCGACACCGAAUCUGUUGUCAAGGCUGUUGAGGGACUGUACAAUGAAUUGGACGAGGAAAAGAAGAACAAGUUGUCUUACCCAAUCAAUGCAAGAGAAUGGAGAGCGUGGAGUAAUCCGGAGUUCAUAUUGCGACCUUUUGGCAUCCGCCUGGAGGAGGUCUCUGAAUCAAUCGCACAAACUAUCCUGAAGGUAGUUGAAGCAUCAUUAUCACCAGAAGGAUACAAAAAAGCUGUUUCCGCCAUGCGCGUCAAUCACUUUCUCGGCGAGGUCGUCAAACUUCCUAACAUCAUGAACAAAUACUCGUACAACUUCCUCAUCUUCGGCACUCCCUCAUCAUCUCCAUCUUCGCCAUGGGGCUGGCUACUAUACGGCCAUCAUUUAGACAUUGCAUGCUUUUUCAAAGGCAACCAGAUCAUCUUGAGCCCCUCGUUCACCGGCGCAGAACCUAACAUCAUCGACGCUGGUGAAUGGAAGGGGACCGAGAUCCUGCACAAGGAGGGCAACCUCGGCCUACGGCUGAUGCAAAGCCUAAAGCCCGAACAGCAAAGCACUGCACAGGUGUUCAAGACCCUAAGAGAUCCGGCGAUGAAACAGGUCUACGGCAACUCUGAUAACGACGAGUCGAAACGCGACGAGCUCAUCACCGAUACCUGGGGUCCAGACGACCAACGUCACCGCUGCGGCGCAUUCCGCGAUAACCGUAUCGUCCCGUAUGAAGGUGUGGUAGCCUCCGACCUUUCAUCUUUGCAGCAGCAGCUCAUCCUAGACAUCUGCAACGAGUUCCUCUUGUACCACCCUACCAAGUCUCGCGCACUCAAGCUCGAGCAAGUCAAGAAGCACUUCGACGAGACGUAUUUCUGCUGGAUCGGAGGCUAUGGUGACGACGAUGCGUACUACUUCCGCAUCCAGAGCCCGGUCAUUCUUGUCGAAUUUGAUCACCAUUCGGGCGUUUUCUUGGCGAACAAGGAACCAGCGAAGUUCCAUACGCACACGAUUCUGCGUACGCCUAAUGCAGGAGAUUACGGACAGGCUAUUAGGGAAGGUGACGAGAGGCUGCAGUGAUACGAUGAUGGUCAAAUGUGAUGGAAAGCCAUGAUGUUGUUGAUAGAAAGCAUGUUAAUAUCCUACUCACUUCGCAACAACCAC
Molecule: messenger RNA, 1508 nt
Organism: Boeremia exigua
Lineage: Eukaryota; Fungi; Ascomycota; Dothideomycetes; Pleosporales; Didymellaceae
Exons: 2
Coding region: 105-1424 (439 amino acids)
Source: RefSeq, a predicted model, not a curated record